Molecule: messenger RNA, 675 nt
Organism: Diutina rugosa
Lineage: Eukaryota; Fungi; Ascomycota; Pichiomycetes; Serinales; Debaryomycetaceae
Exons: 1
Coding region: 1-675 (224 amino acids)
Biological process (GO): peptidyl-L-cysteine S-palmitoylation; protein targeting to membrane
Cellular component (GO): endoplasmic reticulum palmitoyltransferase complex; extrinsic component of endoplasmic reticulum membrane
Source: RefSeq, a predicted model, not a curated record
AUGGCUGCUACCAGUGGGGCGCCAACCCUUAGUGGCCAAGCCGACCACCCCGAGCCCAAAUCCGAUCAACCGGCCCCGCUCGAGUUCUUCAACUACCACGAGUACCUUGUCGAAAGCGCUGAUGGCCAGCUCGUUGCCACCCACUUCCCCAACGGGUACACCAAUACUACAAGCCCAGAGUUUGCCACUACACGCGUAGUACGCGUCCCCCGAGUGUACCACGAUAAUGAAGAUAGUGACGUUGUCCCUCAGUUCCUGACGGUGGUCCCGGGAGCCGAGCUGUAUGCGAUUUCCGAUGGUUCACGGCAGUUUAACCCCGUGGCUUUAGUGGAUGGAAAUGCCUUUGGGAAAACGCUGUGGACACCGUUGGUACCGGAUAAUUUGACUGCCACCAAGUUUCAGGAGAUUGUGGCCACGGUAAACACUCAUUUGCAAGCGGCGUUCCGGCCGCUGGCGUGGGCUACCGCUGAAAAUAUCGUGGACAUCGUUUCCGGAGGUAUUUGGAGCUCAGUAUACGGCGAAUCAGCGUGUAAGCGGGCCUUAGCUGAGCUCGACGCUUACAUUGACGCCACCAAUGCUUCAAUUACUCCCGUACGGCUCGUCCACCCGCGCCAAUCGGGGUUUCUCAGUCUUGAUUUCUGCAUUCCUGCGCCGAAAGUGGGGCUGGAGCUGUGA